Molecule: messenger RNA, 550 nt
Organism: Paramecium primaurelia
Lineage: Eukaryota; Ciliophora; Oligohymenophorea; Peniculida; Parameciidae
Source: the annotation of a GenBank genome assembly
AUGUUUUUNUUAAUAAGAAAAUAUUUGAUAUCAAUAAUCUAAAGAAAUAAGAAUAAUAAUUAUUAGGAGAAAUCUCUUUGUAUUAUAUAGAGCUUAAUUUAGGGCAAAAUAGAAAGAAUAAUAAUUGAAUAACAGAUUCUGUAAUGUUGUUCUUUCUACUGAUAAUAGCAUUAUGUUACCAACAAUCUAGAAGACAAAUAGUAGAAUGAGUUAAAAAUCUAAUUAUAAAUAAAGACUUGUAUUGGGAAGUCAUUCUGUUUAAAGAUCUGAUAAAUUUUUAGAUAGAUUAUAAAGAAGUGAUACAAAAAAUAAUGAUAAUUCUUUUAUAGAUUAUGAUGAGAAUAGAAGAUUAAGAAUUGAAUAAAGAAAGAGUUCAUAAUCAAUAGAUUAAUUAAAUAUUGGUUGUUAGACAAGUUUUAUAAUGACUGAUGAUAAAAAAUAAGAAAGUGUUUAAUAUUCAGAAAACUUUGAUUCAUAUUGCAGUAAUUAUUAGGAAGAAUCUUCUGAUAAUCAAUAAAAAAAUAAAUCAAAAUAAAAAAGUAAAAAAUGA